UCGCUGACUUGUGAAGUGCCAUUAUUCUUAUUCGUCCAUUGUGUGAUUUUCAAGUUAAACGCACGAUUCGUACAAUGGCUGUGACACCGGAUUCCUAUCAGAUCUCAAAGAAGAUCAUAGAGGCUGUCAAAGAACACCCAGUACUUUAUUGUACUGAGGUGAAGGGUGAGCCGGUGAAGCUGAAGGAAUUCAAACUGCAAGUGUGGAAAUAUGUCUGUGACGAACUUGGACUGGACUCUACAUUGGUUAGACUAAAAUGGAAGUAUCUAAGGGAUACUUAUUUAAGCAUUUUGAGGUGCAAGACUAAGGCAAACGGUGUGAGAAGAAAAAAAUGGAUCUUUGAGAAUCUCUUGAGCUUCCUAAAAUUCCCAUGUGAAACAGAUUACGAGCCACAGUGUGCAGAACUGACCAAGGAAUACGUUGAACUGAUAAAUUCGAAAGAUUUGACUUCCGAAGGUUUGUCGGAGCUGUUAGAAGACCGAAGUGAGAACUAUUCCGAAUUCCUGGAAGUUCUUGACAAGUCAUCAGCUGAUCCAGUUCUUGAAGAGGCAUCAGCUGAUCCAGUUAUACUAGAACCCGUUGAAGAGACAAUAGAAACAAUAGAAGUAUUAGAAACAUUGAAAACAAUAGAAACAGUAGGAACAGUAGAAAUAUUAGGCAACAGUAAUGAACAGACAGUCGUUCAAGAAAUGGUGAUUGUACAAGAGAUUCCUACAGAGGAUGUGAACAAUAUUAAUCAAAAACGGUCAAAGAAUCGUAAAACACUUACGAAACGAUUGAAAACCAGAAAUACUUCUCCAAUAUCACCUAGCUGUGGAAGAACAACAAGGUCUUCCUCGAAGAUCGAUAAUUUAAAUGUAAGUAAUAUUACAGUAAUUGAGCCUAUUCUUGAGAAAAGAACACGUAGCGUACCACCUAUCUUACCAUCUACCGUACUAUCUACUGUACCAUCUAGCGUACCUCCUAGUGUACCUCCUAGAGUACGUCCUAAAGUACUAUCUAACGUACCAGUUAACAUCAUAUCACCUGACAUACCGUAUAUGAUUGUGAAAGAAACAAAAAAUAUGGAGAAAGAAAACGGGAAGCAAAAAUUUUACUUAGCGCCCGAAAAUAAGGGUAUAGAAUUAUUUUUUGAUAGCAUGGCACAGGCUGUGAAAAAAUUACCAUCUAACGCGCAAGCGGAUAUCAGGUUGAGUAUCUGCAAACUCGUCACAGAGGCGGAAAUAAAAUAUUGUGGUCCAACUACAGUACAGAGCACACAACAGUUCUUAACACCGCCCGGCAUGAUACCUAAGCUAAUUUUGAUUCCUUCUAGUAAGUUGGAUAAUCCAAAUGAUAAGAAUUGA
Molecule: messenger RNA, 1346 nt
Organism: Cyphomyrmex costatus
Lineage: Eukaryota; Metazoa; Arthropoda; Insecta; Hymenoptera; Formicidae
Exons: 5
Coding region: 75-1346 (423 amino acids)
Biological process (GO): regulation of transcription by RNA polymerase II
Cellular component (GO): nucleus; transcription regulator complex
Source: RefSeq, a predicted model, not a curated record